AUGGCAGAGACAUUGGUGGUGCCAAUGGAUUACGUGGUGUUGAAAUCGAAGAUUGGAAAGGGCUUUCCAUACAUGAAAGCUGAUGAACGGAAGUCCUGGGUGCUAGUGUAUUCGCCUAUCUUGUUGAAGGCCGUCCUGCCAAUUGAAAUGUUCAGAAAUUGGAUCAGUUUUGUUGAUGCCUGCCGCCAAUUAGUAAAGCCAAGCAUCACGUUCUCUGACAUUGACGAUGGCCAUAAAUUUCUUCAAGAAUUCUGUACUAAGUGCCAGCGUAUUUACACUCCAACUAUUCUCACCUGUAACAUGCAUUUACAUCUCCAUCUUUGCGAGACCAUCCGUGAUUUUGGACCAGUAUAUGGAUAUUGGCUCUUUGGGUUUGAGCGAUAUAAUGGUCUGCUAAAGAAUGUGAAUACGAACAGAAAAGAUUUCUUUGAGGUUACAUACAUGAAUAGUUUCGUCCAAGAUACAUUCAAAGUUGCAUACUGCAUGCCAAAUCUUGAAGGUUACCAGCAUCUCUGCUCUCCAUUCUCCUUUGUCAACAACCAAAUCAUAAAGUUGAAAUCAAUCAAUUUGCUUGUUCAGGUUUACAAAGGCUGCAAAUAUGCUUCUGGUCGUGGCUCAUUUGUUCAAUCUCUGUUCCUUGGAAGUCAAGGCAAUAAUCGGUUGGCAUACACUGACCAAAUUCAGUAUCUGUUCUUGCACUCUUUCACUCCACCAUUCCAGAUUGAGCAUUAUCAUUCAAGAGAGUUGGAAAGUGUUGACAUCUGCAGUGCAGAUUUUAUUGCAUGUGAUUUUGAAUGCAUCUUGCCAGUACAUCGAAUAUCAUCAGUUGUUGCAACAUGUGAUUAUAAAACCAGCACAAAUAAUAAGAAAAUACUUGUCAAUGCUUUACCACACAAACAAUACAAUUAA
Phycomyces blakesleeanus NRRL 1555(-) is the source of this 909-nucleotide messenger RNA. RefSeq lists its product as hypothetical. Lineage: Eukaryota; Fungi; Mucoromycota; Mucoromycetes; Mucorales; Phycomycetaceae. The record is from RefSeq and is a predicted model, not a curated record. The coding region runs from base 1 to 909 and encodes 302 amino acids. The transcript has 3 exons.